AUGCCGUUCGACCCCGUGCGGGACGCCGUCCAGAACACGCCGCCCGUCCCCCACGCACCCCCAGCAUCAGCCCCGCGCCGCGCAUCGGACAUCGCCUCUCUCCUCAACUCCUCCUCAUCAAAUAACAAUGCGCCGUACCCGACCCCCCGCGCCGAGAGCCCGCCCGAGCGCCUCGGCAGCGCCGCCGGCGCGAUCCGGCGCGCGGGAUUGCCGCCGCUGAACACGCGCUCGACGCCUGUGCUCGAGAGCCCGGGCGGGAUGGGCGGGCUGUUCACGCCCGUCGCCGGGUCGUCGUAUACGCCCCACCCGCGCGAUACGGCCACUCGCGACUCGUAUUUCCCGCCGUCGAGCGCGAGCCCGGUGCACCAGCGCAUGCCACCGCCUGGCCCGCCACAGGCGCACACGCACGUGUACGCGGGGGUGAGGGUGUUGCCGCCCGCGCAUAAUCUCGAUACGACGAGCUCGCGGUCGAGGCCGAGCUCGUCGCACUCUGCCUCUGCGCCGAGUUAUAAUAGUAUUCCGAUGGCGUCGCCGCACGGGCACCCGGCGUACGCUGCGAACCAGUCACCCGUCUUUCAGCACCACGCGCCGGUGACGCAGCGCGUGAGCUUCGAGAGGGGCGGGAGCGAGCGCCCGCGGUCGAGCUCGCAUGGGAGCGCCGCGAGCGAUACUGUCGUUGGCGGGAAUGUUGGCGGUGGGGCGAGGCCGGGGAGCGGGCGGGGGUACGAGGGAAGGCAGAGGAGCGAGAGCGAGAGGGCGCCGUUUGCACGGUUUGGAGGGACGCCGGACAGUCCGGGCGUGCCGCAGGGGUAUGUCAGGCAGAGAGCGGGCUCGCCGACGCCGGGGAUGCAGAGGGGGUUUGUUGCUGUUAGUCCGCAGGAUAUGGGCAGGCAGCCGACAAUGCAACAACGACAGUCCGAUCCCCCGCCACACCCCUCAAGACGACCAUCCGCGUCGUACGCCACACCUCCGCCAGGCACGUACGCGAACCGCAAGCCGCCCUCGCCCUCGUCUAUCCCGCCUAUGCGGCGCCACGAGUCUGUGCCCCAGAUCCAUCCCCAGCAUCAGCAGCCGCCACCUCAACAUCAACAACCGCGAACGCCGGUACAACAGGGCCCGCCGCAACAUCAUCCUCACGCGACCCAACAACCACCCCCGCCACAACAACAGCAACAACAACAACCAUACGCCCGCCGCCCCUCCACAGCAGACCUAUCCCCGAAUGAGCGCCGCGCGCUCUCCCUCGCAAACGCGCAGUUCGAAGCCGAACAGGCCGCCCGCGUGCGCUCCAUGUCCAUGUCCAUGUCGGCCGAGAGGAGUAUGAGCAAUGAGGAGAUGGCGGCGAUGGCGGCGGCGAAGAGGGUUUAUGAGGAGGAGGAGCGGAGGAGGUUUGAGGGUGAGGUUGAGGAGGAGAGGAGGUGGGUGGCAGAGGGGGAGGCGCAGGGGAGGGUCAGGGCUAGGGAGAGCGCUGUGAGGGAUAGUGGGCGCGAUGACAGGAUGGGCAGGAGUAGGGAGGACAGUAGGAGCGCGCCGCAGUGGAUGAGUGGUUCUGGAGGACCGAUUGGAGGACCUCAAGCUGGACCAUCUCAACCACAACCACACCCCCGCGACCGCCCUCAAAAACCGGCGUCGUCGGGUCCUGUCCUACCAUCAUCAUCAGGACCCGCUCUCCCCGCUAUGCCUACCUUGUCCGGCAUGAUAAUUCCAACAUCGAGCGGGACAAGACCUGUUCUGCCAUUCGCCACGGGCCCAACUAUGCCGAUCCCGUCGGUGUCGCCUGUGCGGAGGUCGCCGCCUGCGACGGAUAGACAGCCUGCGCGCAAAAGGGCGAGGCGUGAGGAGCCGGAGCGUGAGGCGAUGGACGUUGAUAGACCGUCGCCGCCUCCGGCGCGUGGGGCGUCGUCGAGUUCGACGAUGCCUACGCCUACUUCUCAGAUUCCACCUCCAGUCCAACCACAAAUCCCACCGCCCAUCCAGCCCUUCACGGCGCCCAUCCAGCCCUUCACAGCGCCAAUCCCUCCGCCCGUAACACCAGCCAACCACGACGCCCACGGCGCAGGUAUAGACAGGCGACCGCCCUCGCCGGUCAAAAACGUGCAGAGCGCGGCGAGCAUUGCGAGGGCGGAGGCCGAUGCUACGCCCACGCCCCAUCCGCACCACCCGCACCCAAACCACGCGCCGCAACGGCCGAACACCGCGCCGCAACAACCGAACACCGCGCCGCAAAUAGCCGACGGAGCAUUACCUACGCGCGCGCCACACGUCACGACCACCACAACCGUCGCUGCUCCGGCUCCGGGCAACUCGGUUCAGACGCCCACGAGUGCCACGCCUACGCCUACGUCCUCUACGACGACUACUGCGUCUGGGUCUACGCCUACUCCGACGAUGAACGUCCCGCCGCCGAUGUCGGCUAUUCCUAUGCCCGUCAUGCCAGCUCAGCCACACCCACCCCCAACCACCGCCGCGAGUAACUCGAGAAGAAACCCGCCGCCGCUCACAGCGGCCAACCUCCCCGUGCCGAUCGUCGCAGCGGGCAAAAAGCCGCCGCCGGUCGUGCUGUCGCCCGUCGUGCCGGCGCGGCCGUUUGUGGGCGGGAUGGUGGAGGACGAGUCGCCUUCUGUGCCGGGUGGGGCGUUUGUGGGUGGGAUGGUUGAGGAUGAUGGGGCUGGUAAUGGAGGUGGUGGUGAGGGAAGGGGAGGGGGAGGGGUGAGUGAGGAGAGGGUUGGGAGGGGGAUUACGAGGAGGCGGAAGACGACUACGAACGCGGGGACGGCGGGGAUGGUGCACCCGUUGCCGGCUACGCCUCAGCCGCUCUCGCGUGCGCCUUCAUACACACAACAGCAACAACAGCCCUCUCGGGCUUCCUCUCGCCCACCUUCACAACCCCAACCCCAAGCACAUACACAGCAACCUCAGCAGCGCGUACAAACGCAACCGACGACAAGACCGUACAACCCCCGCCGCCGCACACCCGCCACGUCUGUCAUGAUCCCGCUCACGUCCGACGAGCUCGCGAUGUACAGGGCGCAGCUUGGUAGAGGCACGGCGAGGCUCGCGAAGAGGCGGCGGGCGCUGGAUGAGUUUGAGGUUGAUUUGGGCGUGGACGAUGGGGCGGGGGCGGGGGUUGUUACGGGUGGAGGUGGGAGUGUUAAUGGUGGCGGAGGUGGAGGGGGAGAAGGUGGUGGUGCAAUGGGAGGAGGGGGUAUGGGAGGGGGAGGGCAAGGAGGGGCGAAGGGGAAGAGGAGCAAAGACGUCGUGAGCGUCGUCGAGCACUACAACGCCCGCCCGAACCAAGCCGUCUCCGCCCGCCAGCUCUCGCCCAUCAUCGGCCUGCGCAACUUCAACAACUGGAUAAAAUCCGUUUUGAUCUCUGCGUUCGCUUUGCCCGCGCUGCAGGCGAGCGGGACGCAGAGCACGCACCGUAACCCGCUGCGGGGGAGGGUGCUGGACGUCGGGUGUGGCAAGGGCGGCGAUCUGAGCAAGUGGCACCGCGCGCGGAUCGCGGAGUAUGUCGGGCUGGAUAUCGCUGCGAUAUCGGUGAACCAGGCGAAGGAGCGGCACAACUCGCUCCGCCCGCCGAAGUUCGACGCGUUCUUCGGCGCGCUGGACUGCUUCACGCACGCGCUCGAGCGCGCGGUGCCCGCGCACGACCUCCGCGCGCCCUUCGACGUCGUCUCGCUGCAGUUCUGCAUGCACUACGCGUUCGAGUCCGAGGGCAAGGUCCGGCGCAUGCUCGAGAACGUCGCGGGGCGCCUGCGCGUCGGCGGGCGCGUCGUCGGGACCGUGCCGAACGACGAGCUGCUGCUUGGGCGGCUGGCGGACGGGGAGAAGAGCUGGGGGAAUAGUGUGUGUCGGAUUACGUUUGAGGAGGGGGAGAGUGUUGAGGGGGUUGAGGGAGGAGG
Molecule: messenger RNA, 3905 nt
Organism: Peniophora sp. CBMAI 1063
Lineage: Eukaryota; Fungi; Basidiomycota; Agaricomycetes; Russulales; Peniophoraceae
Source: the annotation of a GenBank genome assembly